Puccinia triticina is the source of this 2223-nucleotide messenger RNA. RefSeq lists its product as uncharacterized. Gene Ontology annotation, molecular function: GTPase activity; translation elongation factor activity; GTP binding. NCBI's taxonomy places the organism in Eukaryota, Fungi, Basidiomycota, Pucciniomycetes, Pucciniales, Pucciniaceae. Gene Ontology annotation, biological process: translational elongation. The coding region runs from base 1 to 2223 and encodes 740 amino acids. The record is from RefSeq and is a predicted model, not a curated record. The transcript has 14 exons.
AUGUUUCGGUUGAGACCCAAGCCGAACUCGCGUCACACCGCUGAGAAGCCGCGAGGAGAUCAGAUUAACCCGAUCAGGUCGAUCGACACUUCCUUUUGGUCUGACUCCGAGCAGAAGAACCGAGACUCUGAUGUUGAGUUGAAACCGUCAGUACUUUUCCUCCCUGCCGAUCGAAUGUAUGCGUCUCUAGCUUCACAUCCGACUGACUUGUUCGACAACAACAUGCAAUCAGCUACUCUCAAUCAACAGCCGGGUCGUACCUCCGAUCAACCGCAUAGCCAGAAUGGCAGCAAGUCGAAUCCUAUCAUUAAUUUCCAAAAAGAAAUCGAUGAGAUUGCUCGCAAGAACAACCACCCAGCAGCCACCGCCAUAAAUCCAGAUAAUCAUGCCCAUGCACUGGCCUCUCAGCUAGAGAAUUCACAUAUCACGGACGAUUCUCUCUUGGUUGAAUUAGAGAAAGUCAACCAAGUCGAACCAGGCGUUGCCCUCAAGACACGAUUGCUCAAUCGAUCCAGCUUCCUGAUCAAGUCACUCUCAACUUAUAUUGAGAAAAGGCUGGUAACCGAUCAUGAGUUAAUCAUCUACCUUGGCCUACACAACCUCCAUCAUUCGUCACUUGGUGUCCUUUUUCAAUCCGAAUAUCAGCUGCCUUCCGACAAUCAAGACCAAAAACUUUCGCUUACAUCAAAUGAUAAGACGCGAAUCAUUCAAGGAUUACAAGAGAUUUCAAAUUCUAUUGGGGCCGAGGUUUUUACUCUCUGGGAUGGUCUUCAAGAUGAGAAAAUACAUGAGCCUUCACCCGACGAAGGGAAUCUCAUUGAUAAGCUGGCCGUAAACGACGAGGCCAUUUUGGAGCGUUGGAAUCCUAGCUCAAUGAGAAUUAUGAUUCGGAGCAUCCCGGAAAGUGUACAUGACAUUGUAGAGCUACGUGUAGCCUGUGUAGGAAACGUGGAUUCUGGGAAAAGUACCACUUUGGGGGUACUUACAAAAGGAAAAUUAGACGAUGGGCGUGGCCGGGCCCGAGUUUCCUUGUUUCGACAUAAGCAUGAGCUGGACAGUGGUCGUACCUCAUCUGUGGGUAUGGAAAUUAUGGGUUUUGACGCCAAAGGUAAGGAGGUUCGCCCUGAGGGUGCUGCUGGUGACCUGCUUGCUUCGAAUCAAGUUGGAUUAAGAAAACAGCAACUCAGCUGGGAUGACAUAUGUAAAAAGGCAGCCAAGGUGGUCAGCUUCAUUGAUUUGGCUGGGCAUGAGCGUUAUCUCAAGACAACCAUCUUCGGCUUGACUGGCUGUUCGCCCGACUUUGUGCUCUUGAUCAUCGGCGCCAACGCCGGGCUGAUCGGGAUGAGCAAGGAGCAUUUAUCGGUCGCUUUGGCAUUGUCGAUCCCAGUCGUUGCGGUUAUUACUAAAGUUGACACUUUGACACCAGCAAAUGUUUUGGAACAGACCAUUAAGCAACUUGUCAAGAUCCUGAAAAGUCCUGGCUGUCGGAAGGUCCCCGUGUUCGUCAAGAAUGAAGGAAUGAGUUCGGAGUUGGCUCAAACCUUUAUCAAAGAUAAGGCCUGUCCAAUCUUCAUGAUCAGCAAUGUUACUGGAAAUGGCAUUGCACCGCUGAAGUUAUUCUUGAACAGCCUUCCUGCUGGUCUUGAGGCGCAAUAUCCCAUCGAUGAUCCUUUAGAAUUCACUAUAUCCGAUGCGUUUUCAGUACCAUUCGUUGGGACAGUAGUUUCAGGAGUGAUAGGGUCGGGUCAUUUGGCCACAGGCCAAGAGGUGUGGCUAGGCCCGGAUGGCCUUGGACACUUUUCUCUCACCAUCAUUAAAUCAAUCCAACGGAAGCGUGUCAACGUUGAUCAUGCUCAUGCUGGUCAAAGUGUUAGCCUUAACCUAAAGCGAAUCAAACGGUCUGGAGUUCGAAAAGGAAUGGUCAUCCUUUCUAAGAAUCUCGAAAGCCCCCCGAAGGCCACUAAAGUCUUCGAAGGUCAGGUAUUAAUCCUAUACCACAACAGUACCAUCCAGCCCAACUAUCAAGCAAUGCUUCAUGUCGGGAGUGUAAGACAAACCGUCAAAAUAUUAUCUAUCGAGAAAAGUCAAGUCUUGAGGACUGGUGACCGAGCUAAGAUCAAGUUCGAAUUCAUGAAGCAACCGGAGUUCGUCAAACUUGGCCAAAAACUUCUAUUCAGAGAAGGUAAGACAAAAGGUUUAGGUGUGAUUACUAAACUCCUUUGA